Molecule: messenger RNA, 780 nt
Organism: Sporisorium graminicola
Lineage: Eukaryota; Fungi; Basidiomycota; Ustilaginomycetes; Ustilaginales; Ustilaginaceae
Exons: 3
Coding region: 1-780 (259 amino acids)
Biological process (GO): regulation of transcription by RNA polymerase II
Cellular component (GO): mediator complex; core mediator complex
Molecular function (GO): transcription coactivator activity
Source: RefSeq, a predicted model, not a curated record
AUGUCAGCUCCCACAGCAGCACCCGAACCGCCCCCAAACCUACUCCACGUCCAAUUCAAAAACCCAGAAUACCUCUCGUACCUCUCGCACCUACAGGCCACAGGCCAAGUCACCGACCCCUCGAGCACAGCCAAACCAGACCCCGCACACCCGCUCACCGAAUACAAUGUCAUGUCGUACUUCGCCACCUCGCCCUUCUUCGACCGACGUAGCAACAACGAGCAGAUCCGCAUGCAGAAUAUUGCAAACGGUCUUGCUGUGGGCGUGGGGAUGGGGGCGAGGCAGGAGGAGCAGGAGCUGAAGCGGUUUACCGGGUUGGAGUUUGUGCUGGUCCAUGCGAGGGCUCCGGCGUGUUUUGUGGUGCAGAAGCGCUGGAGGAGCUCGCCGUCUGAAUCAACGCCGCUAGCAGCGUACUAUAUCAUCAACGACUCGAUCUAUCAGGCCCCUGACUUGUACUCGGUCCUUGCGACUCGGUUGCAAUCCACAGUGUACGGCCUCAAAACCUCUCUCUCAACCCAACGCCGAGCCCGACCCUCCUUCGACCCACGCCGCGGCCAUCACGGUCGCUUUAUCGUCCCCGACCCCGCACCCUCCGACACCUCGACCGGUACACGCUCUAACGCCGAACAGGACCCCAAGGACGACGCAGUCCUACAAGACGAGGAGGAGGCAGAUGAGGACGAUGACCAUAACGACGACGACGACGAUAUCGACUUCGAAGACGUCACCGCCCAACCCACGCCCACUGCCCCUGUCGCGAAGAGAGCGCGAUUCGACUAG